Molecule: messenger RNA, 2157 nt
Organism: Gopherus flavomarginatus (Mexican gopher tortoise)
Lineage: Eukaryota; Metazoa; Chordata; Testudines; Testudinidae
Gene: PLVAP
Product: plasmalemma vesicle associated protein
Exons: 6
Coding region: 423-1829 (468 amino acids)
Biological process (GO): regulation of vascular permeability; positive regulation of cellular extravasation
Cellular component (GO): caveola
Source: RefSeq, a predicted model, not a curated record
UUCCUGGAGAGACCUCAGCCUGCUGGGACGGACUCGGACAGGAGAUUUUCCAUUGAUUUCACAGAGCCUUAGAUCAGGCCCUGUGAGCCUGUCCCAGGGAGCAUCCCCCUCGCGCUCACACAUCCCUGCUCCCGAGUAGCAGCAGGGACGUCAGUUGGAGAAGCACAAAUAAAGCUGGGGGGGAGGCGUGGGGCGUCUCGCCCCUGUCCAUUACAGGCUGGGAACAAUAGCCCGUGUGGAAACGGCAGCCGUGUUGUGCCAGCGCAUCCGGAGAGGCAGGAAGGAGCCAGGCAGGAGGAAAUAUUAAAUAGAGCAAUAUAAACACUCGGCUGGGGGGAUUAAGGGGCGGACGCGCCCCGCCCCACCACCAUUGCCAGUGAAAGCGGGGCCAGAGAGCUGCGCGGCGGCAGUGAGCCUGCAACAUGGACAAGAACGCCUAUGCCAUGGCCAAGUUCGGCCUGGAGUCCAGGGACAACCUGCUCCCCAAGCGGGACUGUGGCUUCUACAUGAAAUACAUCUUCCUAUUCACCUCGGUCAUCCAGCUCCUCAUUAUCCUGGGGCUGGUUCUCUUCAUGAUCUACGGCAACACCCAAGCCAGCACCGACACCCACCUGCGACACCUGGAGGAGCAGGUCCAGGAGUUCUACAACAAGAUGACGCUGCUCAACGCCAAGAACAAAAACCUCACCCAGCAGCUCAACGCCACCAGCAAGGAGAAGCUCGGCUGCUCCCAGCAGCUGACGGCAACCCAGAAAGAGCUGGAGAAAUGCAAUUCCAGCCUGCGGGCCUGCAUCGCCUAUCAGGCCCAGUGCCAGAAUAUCUUGAUCUACGCUGAGUACAACAAGGUGAUGGCGGAGCAAUGCUACAGGAACAUGAACAUCCUGAAUAUCACCUGCUACGCCGAGAAGCUGAGCCUGCGGGAGGCCCGGGACCGGCUGGUGCGGGAGGCCCAGCAGCAGCAGGAGAACUGCUCGCAGGUGACGGAGAAGCUGAAGCAGGCGGCCAGCACCGCCAACGGUGAGCGGGAGCUCUGCCGGCAGGAGAGCAUCAGCCUGCGGGCACAGUACAGCGGGCAGAGCCAGGGGCAGAAACAGUGCUGCAGCCUGGGGGACAAGAUGCUGGGCGAGUUCCAGACCAUCCGGCAGGCCAUCCAGGAGAAAGUGGGGACCCUCUCGUUCUACCAGUCCAGCAGCUGCACCUCUCUGACCCAGCAGGUGAACGCCCAGCUGAAGACGCUGGGGGACAAGCUGCAGCACGAGCUGCAGGCCCAGGCGCAGGAGAACGGGCGGCUGCACGGCGAGAAGCUGCUCAGCGAGGUGAACCUGCAGGAGUGCGAGCAGCAGCGCAACAGGGAGACUCAGCAGCACCAGCACCAGCUGCAGGCCCUGCAGGCCGCCUGCGACGCCGAGGCCAAGCGCAGCUACCAGGAGAAGCAGACGCUGACGGAGGAGAAGGGGCGCCUGAGCCAGCAGCUGCAGGAGAACAAGCAGCUUCUUGCCCAGGCUGAGAACACGAAGGCCCAACUGGAGAGCUGCAGGAAGGCAAAGGGCAGCGCUUUCAACCCAGGCCUGAGAAAUCCUGGCAACCCCGGCACCUUUGGGAACCCUGGGACCUUCGGCAACCCCGGCACCUUUGGGAACCCCAGCACCUUUGGGAACCCUGGGACCUUCGGCAACCCCGGCACCUUUGGGAACCCAGGGACACUGGGGAAUCCCGGGACAUUCGGGAACACUGACAGCACCAGCCUGGAUGAAAUUGGAAAGCGAAUCCUGGAGGCCAAGCUGCCCAACCAGUUCCCCCUCAAACCUGUGGCGCAGCCUAGCGGCUAACCAGGGAGCGAGGCCAUGGUGAGCAGAGGCUGGGAGCUGAGCUGGAGCGAAGGGGAGGAAACGCGACUUGAUUGGCAAGAAACUUAGGAGACUGAACUGAUGCCCAGCCUGAAAUCGCCAUCUCACUCAGACAGAGACAGGCACGCCUGGGCAGAGACUUCCAGACAGGCGCGCACACGUACAUGUGAAUCCCCCACACACACACACACCCAGCUGAAAUCCGUCUUAUAUCCCCCUCCCCCAGCUCCCAUCUCUCACUCACACACUUGGCCAGACUCUCGGAUCACCCAGCUCAUGCUCACCCCAGGUGCACACGUCCACUGGGCCU